Panicum hallii is the source of this 501-nucleotide messenger RNA. Its product is annotated as protein YABBY 7-like. The record is from RefSeq and is a predicted model, not a curated record. Lineage: Eukaryota; Viridiplantae; Streptophyta; Magnoliopsida; Poales; Poaceae. The coding region runs from base 1 to 501 and encodes 166 amino acids. Gene Ontology annotation, biological process: multicellular organism development; polarity specification of adaxial/abaxial axis; cell fate commitment. The transcript is spliced from 6 exons. Gene Ontology annotation, cellular component: nucleus.
AUGGCGUCGGCGGCGCGCCACCCUUGCUUCGGCGGCCUCCUCCCGGAGCGGCUCGGCUGCGUGCAGUGCAACUUCUGCGCCACCAUCCUGCUGGUGGGCGUGCCGUGCUGCGGCGGCGGCCUGCAGCUGAAGACGGUGGCCGUGCAGUGCGGCAGCUGCGGCGGCAUCCUCUCCGUCACGUUGCCACCGUCGCCUCCGGCGGCGUCCGUCGAGCUACCACUGCAGCAGGAGUCGGGCGUUGAUCCGCCGCCAAGGCACUCGGACGAGAGCAGUGGAGAGGACAGGGAGACGGCGGCCGCGGUUGCAGAGAACCAUGCGUUCCCUGCGGUUAUCAAACCUCCAGAGAGGAAACAGCGGACGCCGUCGGCCUACAACUGCUUCAUCAAGGAGGAGAUAAGGAGGAUCAAGGCGACAGACCCUAACAUCACCCACAAGGAGGCCUUCAGCGCUGCUUCUAAAAACUGGGCUCACUUACCAAGAAUCCAGCAGAAGGAAAACUGA